AUGGCCAUACCUGAUAUUAACAUCUCAAUUGAUCGUGGAGGCACAUUCUGUGAUGUCCUAGUCCAGGUCCCUGGACGAGAAGACCUUGUGUUCAAAUUACUCUCUGAGGAUCCACAGAACUAUCGUGAUGCACCAACAGAAGCAAUUCGCAGGGCAUUGGAGACUAUUGAAGGGCACGCGAUACCCAUCGGGCAAAAGCUAGAUGGCUCAAGGAUAGUAUCUUGUCGCAUUGGUACGACCAUAGCGACGAAUGCUUUGCUUGAAGGGAAAGGUCGGGAGUUUGCCUUUGUCGCUACGAAAGGCUUCAAGGAUGUCUGCGUUAUUGAUGAUCAGACUCGUCCGAAGUUAUUUGAUCUGAAUGUCAGAAAGCUUCCUGCGUUGCAUGCAGUAUCCGUUGAGAUUGAUGAACGUGUCACUGUCGAAGACUAUGAUCUUAAUCCAUUCCCUCUUGACAAGUCAGCAGAAAUCACUGAUCCUGCGUUGUCAAAGACUCCGAGUGGGGAGGUUGUUCGGAUUUUGAAACCUUUGGAUCCAGACAACGUUCGAACAGUUCUCAGUGAGCUCCGAUCGGCGGGUCAUACUUCGGUAGCUAUCUCACUCAUGCAUUCGUAUUUAAAGAGCGACCAUGAAGAUCAGGUUGCAAAGAUUGCGACGGAGAUGGGAUUCGAGCACAUUACUAAAGCAUCAGAUGUUAGCCCUGUCAUCAAAUAUCUCCAGCGCAGCAGCUCAGCCUGUUCCGAGGCUUAUUUGUAUCCUAUUGUGAAGGAUUAUGUGUCAGCAUUUCAGGCUGGCUUCAGUCAUCUACCACGGCGUGUGGAAUUUAUGGGUUCAGAUGGAGGUCUCAGAGAAGCCUCAAAGUUCCGUGGAAAUGAGGCUCUGCUCAGUGGCCCUGCUGGAGGAGUCGUGGGUAUUGCACAGACAUGUUAUGACGUCUCAGAUGGAACCCCUGUUCUGGGUUUUGAUAUGGGCGGAACAAGCACGGAUGUCUGUCGUUAUGAUGGAAAGUAUGACUAUCUGACAGAGACCACGGUCGCUGGUCGAAAGAUCACUGUUCCGAUGCUGAAUAUCGCGACUGUCGCAGCUGGCGGUGGCUCAAUGUUAUUUGCACGCCAUGGUCUCUUUGUUGUUGGCCCGGAGAGUGCAGGCGCCCAUCCAGGACCAGCAUGCUAUCGAAAAGGAGGGUCACUUACGGUGACUGACGCAAAUCUAUUUCUUGGUAGAUUGGUCUUGUCUUCUUUCCCAGCGAUCUUUGGUCCAGAGGCCAACCAACAUCUGGAUUAUGAGGUCACGAAAAAGAAAUUCAACGAAAUCACACGUGAGGUAAACGAACAGACAGGUCAAGACCUCACCCCUGAACAGGUUGCAUCGGGCUUCCUUAAUGUCGCAAAUGAAACAAUGACUCGACCUAUGCGAAAUGCGACUGAGGUCCGUGGCUUUGCGCCCAGUCGCCAUACUUUGAUUAGUUUUGGAGGAGCAGGUGGCCAACACGCAUGCUCAAUUGCCAAUAAGCUUGGAAUUUCCAGGAUUCUUAUUCACAAGCAUUCUUCGCUCUUGUCGGCUGUUGGCAUCUCCCAAGCUGAUCUGCAAGUUGAAAAGACUUUGCCGUCUACCGGCUUCUUUCAUUUUGAUGAGCUUGAGAUUAUUAGAGCUCGGAUAGACACGCUCAAGACGCAGGCUCAAGAAGAACUCCUUUCCCAGGGAGCAGAUGCAUCGACUCUUGUCUUUGAGGAGUCUUUGAGCAUGAGAUAUGCGGGCACUGACACAAACAUCGCCAUUCCAAAACCUGGGGAUGAAGAUUACGGAAAGUCAUUUGAAACCAUUCAUCUCAGGGAGUUUGCCUUCAAGCUUGAAAGGAAAAUCUAUGUCGAUGCAAUCAAAGUCCGCGGUGUUGGUCGAAUGGGUAUUUCCACGAAGACCGAAUCGCCAUAUCCGCUGCUAGAUUCGCUUAAGAAAGCUCGCAAGGAUGUCAUCCAGAGUGAAGUUACACAGCCAGUAUUCAUCAAUGGUACAUGGCGAGAUGUUCCUAUCUUCAAAUUGAACUCUGUAGAGAGGCCCAGUCAGUGUCAAGGCCCAGCCUUGUUGAUUGAUGCCACUCAAACGAUUUUUGUUGAACCUGACUUCGACGCUUACCUUCUGCCAGACCAUCUGGUACUAGAGAGAACGGUGAAGGAUGUCACUCAGGCUACCAAUGAAAAAGAAUCAGAAACCAUUGAUCCGAUUAAGCUGUCCAUCUUGUCUCAUCGCUUCAUGUCAAUUGCUGAGCAGAUGGGACACACUCUUCAACGCACAUCCAUUUCAACAAGUAUCAAAGAGCGUCUUGACUUUUCAUGUGCGAUAUUCUCUCGAGAUGGAAAGCUAGUCGCCAAUGCACCACACAUUCCAAUCCAUUUAGGAAGCAUGCAAUACGCGAUUCAAUAUCAACAUCGUUUAUGGGGAGAUAAACUCAAGCCAGGUGAUGUUCUUUUGAGCAACCAUCCUGAAUGUGGUGGAACUCACCUUCCAGACUUGACUGUCAUUACUCCUGUGUUUGUCGAUGGAAAGUCGAGUGUUGCUUUCUACGUUGCAGCUCGAGGACACCACACCGAUAUCGGUGGUCUGGGCAUUACAUCCAUGAUGCCAGGUUCGAAGGAGCUUUGGGAAGAGGGAUUCAACGUUCGAUCGAUGAAAAUAGUCGACAGUGGAAACUUCCUCGAGGAAGACGUAAGAAAGGCCUUCCUAGCUGCUGGUGACUUUCCUGGAUGCAGUCCAACGCGCCGACUAGAUGAUAACAUAUCCGACAUCAAAGCGCAAAUAUCAGCUAACCAACGUGGAAUCUUACUAUUGCAGAAUCUCUGCAAUGAGUUUGGCUUUAAAUCAGUUGUUCAUAAUAUGAACGCUAUCCAAAUGAACGCUGAGCUGGCUGUUCGAGAUUACCUUAAGAGAGUGUCUCGUUCUAAAUCAAUGCCCUUGACAGCUAGUGAUCAUUUCGAUGAUGGGACGGUCAUCAAAGUCUCUAUCUCGAUUGAUGAGAACGGUGGAGCAGUCUUUGAUUUCGCAGGCACUGGUCCUCAGAUGUGGGGGAACUACAAUUGUCCCAUCUCCAUCACUCAUUCAGCGGUCAUCUACUGUAUUCGCUGUCUAGUCGAUACUGAUAUCCCUCUGAACGAUGGCUGCCUCGCCCCAAUCGAUAUUCAAAUCCCAAGUGGAUCCGUUUUACGGCCCAGUGCUUCCGUGGCAAUUUGUGGCAGCACACUCGCCAGUCAACGAGUUAUCGAUACAAUUCUUAGAGCAUUUGAGUGCUGUGCUGCCUUUUCCGGUUGCGCAAAUAGCUUUGGGUGGGGAUUGGGUGGGAAAAAUCCCCAUACAGGUGCUAUUGAACCUGGAUGGAGCUAUGGUGAGACUGUCGGGGGAGGUUGCGGUGCAGGACCCAAUUGGCAUGGUGAACAUGCUAUUCAGGCUCAUUCCACGAAUACAAAGAUCACAGAUGCAGAGGUCGUGGAGAAACGUACUCCUGUUAUUAUCAGGAGGCAUGCAAUCAACCCUGACACGGGAGGAAAUGGUCAAUACCGAGGUGGGAAUGGUGCGGUGCGUGAGAUUGAGGCGAGAGUACCACUAAAGUUCAGUAUUCUCAGUGAUCGUCGUGUGUUUACGCCGUAUGGAAUGAAUGGUGGAUACCCGGGUCAAGUGGGGAAGAAUUAUGCGUUCAAAUGGAAUGAGGACCGAACGGGGUUGGAAAGAAUGUCACUGGGUGGAAAGGCUGCGCUUUCGUUGGAGGCUGGUGAGAUUAUGCAAGUAAACAGUCCUGGUGGUGGAGGAUGGGGCUCUCCAGAGUAA
Molecule: messenger RNA, 3813 nt
Organism: Penicillium malachiteum
Lineage: Eukaryota; Fungi; Ascomycota; Eurotiomycetes; Eurotiales; Aspergillaceae
Exons: 2
Coding region: 1-3813 (1270 amino acids)
Biological process (GO): glutathione metabolic process
Cellular component (GO): cytosol
Molecular function (GO): 5-oxoprolinase (ATP-hydrolyzing) activity
Source: RefSeq, a predicted model, not a curated record